Messenger RNA from Phyllostomus hastatus (greater spear-nosed bat), 9894 nucleotides. RefSeq names its product storkhead box 2 (gene STOX2). The transcript is spliced from 5 exons. Bases 645 to 3614 code for a protein of 989 amino acids. Gene Ontology annotation, molecular function: DNA-binding transcription activator activity, RNA polymerase II-specific; RNA polymerase II transcription regulatory region sequence-specific DNA binding. The record is from RefSeq and is a predicted model, not a curated record. Gene Ontology annotation, biological process: positive regulation of transcription by RNA polymerase II. Lineage: Eukaryota; Metazoa; Chordata; Mammalia; Chiroptera; Phyllostomidae. Gene Ontology annotation, cellular component: nucleus; cytoplasm.
AAUUGCCGCAUCCCCUUGCCAGCUGGGGGUUGUGUAGAUAACACUGCGGAUUACUGGGUUUCGUUUGCAGCCAGCCCGCGCAGCACCUGAUGGAGACGCGAGAGGAGGGGACCACGGAGUUUAGGAUUAGGAACCGAUGACCAUUUUUCCUGCCUAAGUUUUUUAAAAAGCCACUUCGAAGGGCGCAUCAACCAGUCAGCGAAUCCACUUGUUCCAGCGGGGGUGGAGCGUGGGGAGGAGCGACACGCACAGCUCCGGAAUCCUGGUCUUCCAAGUGUCGCCGCGCGUCCCCUGGGGCCUCCCGGUCUCCCUGGAGCCCCACCGCCUAAACGCACCCCUCUUCCCGCGCGGACCAGACAUGCCACCACAACCACCUCCCACUUCGGACUGUGGGGCUUUCUCGGGCGAGUCCAGCUAAGAGGGUUCCCGGGACUCGGCGCGAACUGCCCGCCUCCUCCCGCGUCUCCGCCCCCUGCCAGGGCCGCUGGGCGCCGGGGGAGGCGAGGGUGCCGCUGCAGGAAAAUGAGCGGUGCCCGGAGGGUGGCCGGGAGCUGCAGGGACGUGCCCGCGGCUGCCCCCAGGAGCGGCGGGUGGCGGCGGCGGCGGUGAGCGGGGUCCCGCGGCGGGCGCCGAAGCCUCCGAAGAUGGAGAAGUUUCUGCAAAUCGCGCCCCACUCUCUGGCCAUCGUCCUGGGCCCGGCCGAGGGUCCCGCGGGGGAGAGAUCCGGGGCCGCCCCGCUCGCGCCUCCGGCGCAGCCCCGGCAGCUCUCCCGGCACCACAUCGGCUACGAGAUCUUCGCCGACUUCAAAGCCGAGAACAUGCAGCACUUCUGGAACAAGAAGGUCACGGCUGCGGUGGCCGAGACCUUCUUCCUGGGCUGGAUCGACGAGCAGGUCCUGCUGAUCCAGGGCAAAGAGGAGCAUCUGGAGGUGCUGCGCGAGGGCUGGACGCGCCGGGCGCUGCGGCCGCCCUCGGGCUUCCACAUCCGCUGCCUCGGUGAUGUAUCACCCAUCAGUAUGUCUCCCAUCAGUCAGUCUCAGUUUAUUCCACUCGGGGAGAUCCUUUGCUUGGCCAUCUCAGCAAUGAACUCGGCGCGCAAACCUGUCACCCAAGAAGCACUGAUGGAGCACCUGACCACGUGCUUCCCAGGUGUUCCCACCCCAAGCCAAGAGAUUCUGCGGCACACGCUGAACACGCUGGUGCGGGAGAGGAAGAUCUACCCGACCCCGGACGGCUACUUCAUUGUGACCCCGCAGACCUACUUCAUCACGCCUUCCCUCAUAAGGACUAACAGUAAGUGGUACCAUUUGGACGAGAGGAUACCUGACAGGUCUCAGUGCACCUCCCCACAACCCGGGACCAUCACGCCCUCCGCCUCGGGCUGCGUCAGGGAAAGGACAUUACCCAGAAACCACUGCGACUCUUGCCACUGCUGCAGAGAAGACUUGCACAGCACGCACGCGUCGACUCUGCAGAGGAAGCCCGCCAAGGACUGCAAAGACCCCUACUGCCCUCCAUCCCUCUGCCAGGUGCCGCCCACGGAGAAGAGCAAAAGUACUGUAAACUUUUCCUACAAGACAGAGACUCUCUCCAAACCUAAGGACGGCGAAAAGCAGUCCAAGAAGUUUGGGCUCAAGUUAUUCCGGCUGAGCUUUAAGAAGGACAAGACCAAACAGCUGGCCAACUUCUCCGCCCAGUUCCCUCCCGAGGAGUGGCCGCUGCGCGACGAGGACACGCCGACCACCAUCCCGCGGGAGGUGGAGAUGGAAAUCAUUCGGCGCAUCAACCCGGACCUGACCGUGGAGAACGUCAUGAGGCACACCGCACUGAUGAAGAAGCUGGAGGAGGAGAAGGCCCACAGGAGCAAAGCCGGCUCCUCUGCCCACCACAGCGGGAGGAGCAAAAAGAGCAGGACUCACCGCAAGUCCCACGGGAAGUCCCGGUCGCACAGCAAGACGCGGGUCUCCAAAGGGGACCCGUCGGAGGGCUCCCACCUGGACGUUCCAGGCGACAGAGAGUAUGACUUCUGCGACCCCCUCACCAGGGCCCCCAGGGAGGGCUGCUUCAUCAUCGAACACAAAGGAGAGAACUUCGUCAUGCACAGCAGCGCCAGCGUGAUCGAGCCUCACUUCCCCAUGACGCCGGAAUGGGACGUGUCGGGGGAGCUGGCCAAGAGGAGGACUGAGAUGCCCUUUCCCGAACCUUCCAGGGGGAGCUCCCACUCGAAGGUGCACCGAAGCCACAGCCAUACCCAGGACCGGCGGUCCAGGAACGAGAGGUCCAGCAAAGCCAAGGAGCGGUCCAGGUCCAUGGACAACUCCAAAGGCCCUCUGGGCGCCUCCUCCCUGGGGACGCCGGACGACCUGGCCGAAGGCUGCAGCCAGGACGACCAGACGCCCAUCCAGUCCUACAUCGACGACAGUACUCUGAGGCCUGCGCAGACCGCCGGUCACCAAAGGGCUCACCUUUUGUCCGCCAGCUAUAAAGAGGUGUGUCUUCCAGAAAAAGUCGGUGGCGGCAAGGAACCCUCCAGCGCCUGUAGCCUCUUGGAGCCAGGCAAAGCCCCCGAGAGCUUGCCGCCCUACGGCGAACUCAACGCUUGUCCGACGAAAGCAGCCACGGACGACUAUUUCCAGUGCAACACCUCCAGUGAGACAGUGCUCACGGCGCCGUCGCCUCUGGGAAAGAACAAAGAGGACCUUGACACUCUGGCCCUGGCAGAAGGCGUGAAGAAGCUGCCCCUCUCCGACAGGCCGGCCCCGCAUCCCUCCAGGGAGCCUGUGGGCCACAAGGAGGAGUCGCCCAAGGGGCCCGGCGGGGGCCCCGCUGCCCCCGGGGUGAUGGCCGAAGGGAUCGCCAACGGGCGCCUCCUCCAGCACCACGGCGCCGAGCCCAGCAGCCUGGACAAGAGGAAAGAGAUAUUCAGCAAAGACACACUGUUCAAGCCUCUUCACAGCACCCUGUCUGUCAACAGCUAUCACAAGCCCAGCCUGUCCCUCCUCAAAUCUCACCCCAAGACACCUGCCGACGCACUGCCAGGCCGCUGCGAGAAGCUGGAGCCGUCACCCCUGGGGACCUCGGGGGCCCAAGUCCUGCCGGCCCUCCAGCGCCAGCAGGAGUCCGGCGGGAACCAGGAGGCCUCGUUUGACUAUUACAACGUCUCCGACGACGACGACUCCGAGGAAGGGGCGAACAAGACCGCCGAGGAGGAGAAGAACCGAGACGACGUGGGCACCAUGCAGUGGCUCCUAGAGAGGGAGAAGGAAAGGGACUUGCAGAGGAAAUUCGAGAAGAACCUCACCCUCCUUGCCCCAAAAGAAAGCGACAGCAGCAGCCACCAGAGGACCACCCAUUCGGCACGCCUGGACAGCAUGGACAGCAGCAGCAUCACUGUGGACAGCGGAUUCAACUCCCCACGCACUCGAGAGAGCCUGGCUUCCAACACGUCAAGCAUUGUGGAAAGUAACCGUCGGCAGAACCCCACCUUGAGCCCGGCCCACGGUGGAGCCGGCCCGGCCUUCAACUUCCGCGCGAGCACGGACGCCCCGACCGGCGACGCGGAGAAGCUGCAGAAACCUUCCAACUGCUUGCAAGCUUCGGUGACGAGCGUGUGAGGGCCGUUCGCUCCGCCUCCGAUCUCCUGUCCCGUCCGACGCAGCCACGUUUACGACACUGGGACUGAUGUUUACAUCUUCGGGAAGACAAGCAUCUCAACCGCAGUUUUCGUGUUUACUUAAACUGUGCUGCUAAGUAGGCUAGAGCGGAACACACGCGUCUUUCUGUCAGAGUAUUGCUUCUCACAUGUACGGCUCUGUAGCAGCAGAAUAGCAGUAGGGGUGAUGUGUACACUUUUGCUUCACUAAUUGUACCCGAGCACCCAUAGGAGCGUCCAGAUGCUGUCAGUGUGAUGCGCAUUUUCGAUGUCACGCAGUUUGCCAGUUCCACGUUUCAGUGCCACAGGUGCGCGCGUAGCCCCGGGUCUGUGGGCAGGCGGUGCCGCAGAACUGAUUCUUGACACUUCCCCCAAACACAACAGCAACAACAACAACAAAGCAACACUAAGCCACCACCAAACGUCCAAGGCAAGGGCCCACCGUGAGGGCCGCCAGUGCCACCCUGCCGGGAAGGGACCCCAGCCCUCCGUGUGUGAAGCGUGUAGGCACCUGUCAUGUGUCACUGUGAGUGUGCGUGGAGCGGCUUUGCAGCCGCACGGGGGAGCGUGUCGGGAGGGCCGUGACGGCCACGCCGGGAGUGUGUGUGUGUGUGUGUGCAGGAGUUUGUGUUUAAGGUCGCGGAUGCGUGUCUGAGUUUGAACCUUCCGUCAUUGCCCACAGGAAUAUAUAGGCCUUUGAAUCUGGAGUGGAUAAAAAGGAAGGGGCCCCCAGCCUGGCGGGGGCGCGGCGCUCAGUGAUGGGAGAGGUCGUGCGGACUUCUGAGCGGUGUUCGGCAGAGACGUGAGGGGGAGCGCUUCCUCUUCGGGAUACUUACGGAGAUCCCAGCUUACGGGAAUAGAUGUGGUCAUUAGUUUGUUGGAAAGCAAAAUGUUCUUUGUGAUACAAAUGAAGAGUACGGCCUGGGGAUGUUAUUCUUUCUAAUGGAAGGACAUAAAUCUAUUUUAUGUAGUUUUAAAUAGAAUGCCUAAAUUAGGCUGUGGGAGAGAAUUUUUAGUGGUUAGAGGAAAGAGCAGAUUUAGGGAAAGUUGAACUUCAGGCCUUUUAUUCCUGGGAAGAUAUCUAUAGAGAAAACUUUAAUGUAAUUUUUGACCAGAAAUAGACACAUGCCCGUGUAGUUAACAACAGAAUGUGCUCAUUCUGCAAGCAUUGGUAUAAUUCUAACUUGUACUCCCCUAAAAUUGACCAGAAUGACAAUUAUGCAUACAUGAACUAUGCCAGAGUAAUGUUUACAGAUACUUUGUAACCAAUUUCAGGAGGCAUUUUUAGGUGGCUGUAUGGUUAUUAGCCCAACGUAUUUAAAAACGGCUUGUUCACAUGUGGCUUUACUUCAUACUGUCACGUUGACUACAAAGAAGCCAGUCAGCAGUAGAGGGAUGACAAAUCAGCUUCAGCCUUCUAGGAAAGAGACUUUCCAAAGUCCCCUUGUUUUACUUGACGAGAACAGCAGAAUGAAUCCGGAGAGAAUGGAAAAUUAUUCACAAAAGGGUUACCUAGGACACAAGUAGAUGGUCUGACCACAAGUUUAUUUUAGUUUCGUGGCAUGUGACGUUUGGAACCAUAUACCGUAAAGUACAGAUCCAAAAAUAAAUCUGAAACGUCCUUUCCUCAGAUUUCAAUCAACGGCAUAAAAUCUGCGGAACCCUUCUGCCCCUGUAUGAGGUUCAGUCCAGGCGACUUGUUUAAAGAAUGCAGUCGCACACCUCUGGUGCCCACUCGUGCUUUAUCAGACAUCUGGAAGGGGCACGAGAGACUGGACGUGUGGAGUUCGGGGCAGGCUCAUUUCGUGUGCUUAGAGCGACCCCGCGGCCCACUGCUCGGUAAACUCCCACACCGCUGAAAUGCACAAGUCAGCUGGCGAGCGAUGUCAUGCCUUAUUUCCUCCAAGGCGUGCCUCGAUUGCUCAGAAAUGCACUAUUUGUCUCACUGCUCAGAUAUGUCCAGAUCUGCUUAAAUAUCUCCUAGAUAACAUAUCUGAGAGACUAUAGACAGAGUCUGUUUCCUUGGGGAGUUGUAUACCAUACAGUUACUAAAUUCUUCUGUCUAAAUUCGUCCCCCCCCCAAAACCUGCUCUCGAGUGUUUAUCAUGCUAUCAGUUCAUAAAAUAACCAUUGAAACAGCCCAUCAGCCUCCAGUUGAUCCUCCGAAAGUAGCCAUUAUAAUAAUCAAAUGCUGUGAGAACAGGAAAGGAGAGAAUUGCCUUUAGAAGCUUUGAAAUAGGAAUUCUUCAAUAUUUCACAAGAAGUAGGUUUACAGACGUUAUUCAAAUAAAACGUGCACACGAUUUGCCUGAUGCUAUUGGGCACGUGAUUUGAAGAAGAAGAAGAAGAAGAAAAAAAAAAGAAUUCCCUCAGACCAGCAGCCAUCAGCAUAGAAAUAAUGGACUUCGAAGAUGAUACCAUGUAAGCAGACGUUCCCUGUAGAAACAGCAGCCUCCGCUGAUCUAUUUGGGGUUCCUGAAUGGGGAAGGCGGGUGGCAGGAGGUGCAUUACAAGUGUCACCCGCGACGGUUUGUGGUGAGGUUCUCAGUGACCCAGCACUCGGGCCACUACCAGCUUCGCCGACAUCCUUGUCCUCCCGUGAAAGGGGAGCCUUGUGCUACACGGUUGCUUAGCUGGUCCCCACUUAGAGCGUGUCACCUGAAAGGUUUACAAAACUGAAUCUGGAUGAAAUCUGUGUAGCGUUCAACUUUAAAGGGUCAACCCAUCUGUCAGCAUUUUGCACACUUAUGUAUUAUUAUGAUACAGCAUAUUACUUUAUGGUAAUUUUUAUUUUUACAUAUAACUACCUCCAUAAAUUCGAUGAAGCGGCAGCGCGUUGAAGUGUGUUGUUCAGAAAAGCAAAGUUUAAGACUCGCGUGUCGUUAGGCCACGGCGUGCUGUGUGCGUGUCAGCGAUUGUCUGCGUGGACUCGUGACCUCCUCAUGGCCAUGGUUUCCUUUGACGGCAUUCCUUUCACCUUCAGAUGCAAACCCGUCUCCCCUCUCUUGCCCACAGAGGCGCACUUGACUUUGUUACGAAUGAUAGGAAGUUUCAGUUUCUUGUCUCCCCCUCUCCCCAUCCCGGUUCCUGCCAAAAGUUCCCCCCUGGCAAAGAGCCAAUUGGUAGACAUAACCUGGCAAGCUAUUGGCUUCUGGAAAACUCCGAUUUCAGUUCCAGAAUCUCAGUAGCAGACGACACACAAGAAAUUUGGACUGCCCCCUGUGGAGCACUGUGGUCCUCUCUGCCUCCACGCGCAUGCCCCCACAGCAAACCCGCACCCCACUUCAGCGAGCAGAGCUGUGCUGUUAGUCACAACUUCCGUUACGUAGUUGGCAUUCCAUUCUGUGUCUUUUGCACACCUCAGGGGACCUUGGUGAGCAUGUGAAAAGGCGGGGGAGGCUAGCAAAUUGAGAAAAUAAAUCGGAGGGCGGAAAGGGGACUAGCUGGAUAAAGAAAACAAACCAUUGCUUCUCUGACUUUGGGAAGCUCAAGGUCAGGAAGCAGAAAUUGAAAGUGAACCUGGAGUAACAAUGAUCUGAACACCAGCUGUUCCCAAAUCUCCCUUUUCCAUAACCCAGCCAGCUUUUCUAAAAUGCGAGUUUCAAUUAUAUUGCAGUCACCUUGGGAACAAAAAAAAAAAAAAAGAAAAGAAAAGAAAACAACUCUUCAAUGGAAACAAAAGCAUUGUUCCUUAUUUUUAGGUUGGCACAGCUUUGCAAAAUUCUACCCAGGAUAAACCACUUACCACCACAAAGUGUACUUGAAAAUAAAGUUUUUAAUUUCAGCGAUGGGCCUAUUGCUCGCAAUACAAUAGUGAUCAUAUUUGGAAAAGUCUCAUUGUUUAUAACAUGGGCAGUAUUUGGCGCUUGGUUCAAAACCAACGACAACCUGUAAUGACUUACAAGUUCAUUUGGGGACCUCAAAGUCCUUCCAAAGCAUUCAGAUUCGCAAACAACCCACCAAGCAGGUCCGAUUCGUAAUACCCAUACUUGAAACGCAUGAACAGAAGGAGUGACAAGAUUACCCAGAACACAGCGGCAGCUACCAACGAUCUCUUUUUCUAUCUGUUUGAUAGACCAUCUCGUGAGAAAUCACUCAGUACAAUGCUAUUUUUUCUGAUGUGUGCUAAUAAAGUCAAAGAAAACAAAUGCAACUUUACACCUUUGUCCAUUUUCAUUCAAAAAGUUCAGGGUGUUUGGAAUUUCACACCCCGGUGCCCCUCCCUGGAUGGAUUUAGGAAGUGGGGGUGGGGGGCAACGUGUCCCCUCACAUGCCAUGGUGGUCAGAAGUAGAUCUGGACCUACACCCCGUUUGCAGGUUCACAUCGGACUUCUGUCACCCCCGCGCUAAAACACCGUCCGUCAGGAACACGACUGCUCCUGGCGGUGGAAGGUGCUGAGGCAGACGUUUUCGUGAGCACUCUUCACAGUGCUUCUUAGCACGACAGGAAUUCGGGACCGUUGCCGAGCCCUGCGCUGAGGAACCUGGGUUUCCGAGGGAGCUGAUCUGGUUCUGCGUAUUUUCUCAAAUUAGGAGAUAGAAGAUCCUCAAGGCGGGGCCUUCCGUCUUGCCACAGGCCAGCCGUAGGACCAGCUGGCGGGUGACAGCGGACCCCAGCAGAGGUGGCCCUUUCCCUCCCUCUCCCCAGCCCCCAGUCCCGUCCCUGCCCAUGAUCAAGGCCGCCAGUCCCCUUCUGUUCCUCAGUGACUCUCCUGUACACGUUUAGUGCCAGAGAAGCAGGAGGAUGGGAGACACGAACGCAAACACCAUGGAAAACACUGUUUUGCUUUGAGUUAGUGAGAUACGGGCAGGAAAGGGAUCACCGUCGGUCUGGUCUUCGCCAAGUAAGAUAAAAGAGUCCGCUGUCACUCUGUCACUCUCCCGGAAGGGUGUACAGUAUUAAGGCAACACCCAAGAUUUUCCCAGAGGUUUUUGCAUAGGAGACAUUUCAUAACAUGAAAAACUCAUGAUUAGAUGUCCUGGCGUGUUUGAGACAGACGGCGGCAUCUCCCGGGUUGCGUUCCACUCCGCGUCUCUUGCAGCUGCGUCCCAGAGCGCCCCCGGGGGUGGGCCCCUGGCCCAAGACCCCGUGUUUGCACAGUCAUGUCGUCUGUGGCUCCCAGUUGCUGAUUUGCAAGGUUCAGAAUUCCCCAAGGCUCAAAGGGGGCCUCGGCCUCCUUCUUACGACUGUGUAUUAUCAGUUACCGGGCUUUAAACUGCUCCUGUUGGCUUCGAAUGCGAACACACACACACUCGCACGCACACACACACACACACACCCUGCCAACGAGGGAAGGGGCUGCUGCUUCCCAGGUGAGGCAGUGACGACAGGAAGCCCGUGCAAGGCUAGAAGCUGGGCUGGUCCACAGACCGCCGCCUACCUCCCUGUCCAAAGGUUGACCUUGGCACCCCACCCCGUUCCUUGGCUCCCACCCGAAAGGGGUACCAAAUCUGAGAUCCGAGAUCUCCCGAGAUCAGUCCUCUGCAGUUCCUGGAAACUUAUCAUGAACGAGACACGCUCCGCAGCUCCUCGCCUUCCUGCCCUCCAAGGCCUCCGCCCCCUCCCCGUCUCCCUGCCCAGAUACCGGUCCACCGCCGUGGUUUCCACAUUGGAAGGGCGAAACAGUGUGUGGUAUUGUGCACACGGGGUGGGUUAGCCCCAGCGCUAACCUCGGGUCGCCUUCCUGUAAGUAUCGACAGCUACAAAUUAAGGUCCUUAGAGUAGUUGACAUAGAUACGACUUUCUAGCAGAGAAUUAAAUUUCAGCGUUCAGUUUAAAGGGAUCAUAAUUCUGCAGGUAUCUUUCUCUGAGUGACUGAAUGUGACUAUUGCAUUAGGGUACAUGAAUUAAGAAGUGCAAGUGGGAUUUACUGUAUGUUAGAACGGAGUUUUGCAGCCAAGACUGCCUUGAAAAAAAAUGUGUUUGCACUGAAAAAAAAAAUUUAAAUUACUUGGUCUCUGGUUGCUGUAAAGGUCAUCCAAGAUGGAUGUUCUGUUUAUAUUGUAUAGUAUUUCAUAUGAAAUAAUUACAGUUCAUGAAAUGUCUUCCCUAAUGUUACUGAUUUAUAACAGCACAUUUGUAACAUGGUUUUUAUCGUGUCAGUGUGCCAUAUUGUAAAUGAUGAUUACUUGUCAUGCUUAGUAUAAUAACUUAAAAGACAAAAAAAGCACAGGGAUUUUUGUAAGUCUAUAUUUGAAAGUCCCUCCAUAUGGUAAUAUUGUGUUCAUGUUGUUUAUGUAGU